UGCAUCCUGCCUUCCCUCCUGACUGUCCUUCCAGAGGAACCACCUCUCUGCGGGUCUCCCAUGAAGAUGUGGACUCCCUUCCUCCUGAGCUGCCUGCUCUACACCCUGAGGAUAGUGGCACAACCGAGGUACCUGAUCAUUGUUCCAGCUGCACUGCCCUACCCCUCUUCCCAGAGGGUGUGCUUGGACCUCCGUGGAGUGGAGAAGCCUAUUCGUGUGGCCUUAACUCUUGUGCACCCAUCUGGCAACCUCAGCCUCUACCGCAAGGUUGUCCGGAACAACUGGAUCUUUGAGUGCUCCAGAUUUCAGGUCCCCCAGCCUGCAGGCAACCAGGAGGUGGGCACUGUCCAUCUGCGCAUCUCCAAUGGCCACUACUUCAGUGUAAAUGAAGAGAAGCAAGUCCUGAUCCAUAGAGCUGGCACAGGCACCUUCAUCCAGAUGGAUAAAGCUGUCUAUAACCCAGGACAGACAGUGAAAUUCCGGAUCGUGACGCUGACCCAAGACUUUUCUCCUGUUAACAAGAAGUACUCCGUGGUGGAAGUCCAGGACCCAAACCACAAUCGGAUUGGCCAGUGGCUGGAUGUGAGACCAAAACAGGGCAUUGCAGAUCUCUCUUUCCAGUUAGCUGAUGAAGUCUCUCUGGGGACCUACACCAUCAGUGUGGUGAACUCGAAAGUGUCCAGUACCUUUAAGGUGGAGAAAAGGGUGUUGCAAAAGUUUGAUGUUUUCUUCGAGGGACCAGCUCAGAUUUAUGCUACAGAUAGAACUUUCCCACUGCGUGUGUGUGGCAGGUACACCUACGGGAAAGCAGUGCAAGGGACCAUGAGGGUCAGUUUGUGCCAGAAGGCAAGGAGGCGUCUUCAAAAUUCCAGCAAGGACAUCUGUAGGGAAUACAGCGGUCCGACUGCGAGCAAGGGGUGCUUCAUGCCUUCUGUAAGCACGUCAGUCUUCAAUCUGGCUCCUGGUGAGGAAGACGGCAAGCUCUACGCAGAAGCCUCUCUCACGGAGACAGGCACAGGGGUGCAGAUCAACACCUCCAGCCAAAUCCUCAUCUCCAGGACAGCUGCAAGGGCAGUGUUUGAGACACCAAAUGCAUAUUACAUCCCUGGAGUACCCUAUAAAGGGAAGAUAAAGCUUCAGGAUCACUAUGGAAAUAGUAUGAAAAACAGAAAAGUUUAUCUUGUGAUAAAGUUCAUGAGGCGUCGGUUUAUCAAAACGUACAUCACAGAUGGAAGUGGAACAGCAUCAUUCAACCUAGACACAACUGCUUGGAACAGCUCAUCAGUCUCUUUGGAGGGAAGGUUCACACUAGAGGAUCUCUCACACAUGCCUCGAAAAACAGACGUCAGUUACACAAACGCUUUCCAUCACCUGCAGCCCUUCCAUGUCACAACCAAGAGCUUCCUGGACAUACACCCACUCACAGAAACCCUGCCCUGUGAGCUGAAGCAGAAUGUCCAGGUGACCUUCACGCUUAGCCGGGAUGACCUGGGUGAAAACACCAGCCGCAUAGGUUUUGUAUACUAUGUCACUGGGAAGGCUGGAAUUGUUGUCAGGGGCCAGAGGACUGUCCAGGUUGGGAAGCUGAAUAUGUUGAAGGGCUCCUUCUCCAUCCCUUUGACCUUCACUGAAGACUUCACCCCAUCACCUUCCUUAGUGGUGUAUGCUAUCUUCCCCAAUGGAGGGGUAACAGCCGACAGCAUCCGUUUUGAUGUUGCCUUGUGCUUUGAAAACAAGGUCCAGGUGGGUUUCACAGCUAAAGAAGCCUACCCAGGGUCAACAGUGCAGCUCCAGCUGCAGGCAGCCCCCGGCUCCCUGUGUGCAGUACAGGCAGUGGAUGAAAACAUGUUCCUUGUGAGACCAGAGAGCGAGCUGACAAGCCAAAUGGUCUAUGGUUUGUUCCCUACUGCCUACCGACAUGGAUACCCUGCCCAAGUAGAAGAGUAUUCAGAUCGCUGUGUUCAGCCCCAAUCCGCAACAUCUCUGCUAGGGGGGAAGACACAGCAUUCCUUUCAGCCUGACAUCUUUAACCUCUUCCGGAACAUGGGGCUGAAGAUCUUUUCAAACCUUGUAGUCAAGAAGCCGCCUCAGUGCUUUCACCAGGCAGAUAAGAAGCCAGCCAUGGGGGGACUUCCUACAGAAGACCAAAGAAUCACUAAGGAACAACCCCAAUUUACAGCCCAUGGAAGACUUCACCACUAUUUCCCUGAAACUUGGAUCUGGAAUCUGUUCUCUGUUGGCUCCAAUGGCAGCAGGAGUGUCCUGGUCACAGCACCUGCUGCUGCUGCAGCAUGGAAAGUCAAAACAUUCUGCUUGUCUGGGAGGGGAUUUGGCCUUGCCCCGACCACGAGCCUCAGAACAGUCCAGUCCUUCUUUGUGGAUGUGCCACUGCCAUAUUCCGUCAUCCGAGGAGAGACCUUUGUGCUGAAAGCUACCGUCUUCCACUACCUACAGCAGUGCAUGCAGAUCAGUGUGGCCCUGGCUAAAUCCUCAGACUUCCAGGUAGAGCCGUGCCGGACCUGCAGGGAUAAGGAGUGUCUGUGCGCAGAGGAGUCCAAGACCUUCUUGUGGAAUGUGACAGCAGUGCAGCUGGGGACUUUGAAUAUCACAGUGAGGAUAGAGGUACUGGACACCACGCCACGCUGUGGGGGCAAGAAGCCCUUGCCAUCUACCCUGAAGCGGAGGCAUACACUGGUCAAACACUUGCUGGUCCGGCCAGAAGGUGUGUUAGUGGAGAAGUCUUUCAGCUCCCUUCUGUGCCCAAGAGGAGGAAACAUGGCUGAAGAACCGGUGUCCCUUCACCUCCCUGAAAAUGUAGUAAAGGGAUCUACCAGGGCUUUGAUUUCCAUCUCAGGUGACCUCAUGGGGAUGGCACUGCAGAACAUGGACCACCUGGUGCAGUUGCCCCACGGCUGUGGGGAGCAGAACAUGGUGCUGUUUGCCCCCAUUGUCUAUGUGCUGCAGUACCUGGAGAAGACGAGGCAGCUGACCCUUGAGAUCAAGGAGAGGGCGACAGGAUUCCUGCGCAAUGGGUACCAGAUGCAGCUUCUUUAUAGGCACAGAGAUGGGUCCUACAGUAUCUUUGGACAGCAGGAUGGGGAAGGGAGCACUUGGUUGACAGCUUUUGUGGUCAAGAGUUUCAGCCAAGCCAGAAAAUACAUCUAUGUAGAUGACAGGAAUGUCCAGGAUGCCAUACGCUGGCUAGAGAAAAAACAGCUUCCCAGUGGCUGCUUUGCCACCAAAGGGAGCCUCUUUCACUCCUUCCUAAAGGGCAGCGUGGAUGAUGAGAUUUCCCUCGGGGCAUAUGUCGCUGCAGCACUGCUGGAGCUGGGUCAGCCACUGAAGGGCAAGCUGAUGCAGGCUACCCUCCGCUGCCUGCAGCAGGCAGUUCAUAACAUCACCGACAUCUACACGGAAGCCCUGCUGGCUUAUGCCUUUGCCCUGGCUGGGGACUAUGAGACAACGCAGGAGCUGCUGUACAAGCUGGAGGAGCAGGCCAUCAAAUCAGGAGGACAAAUCCACUGGAGUCCCAAGCCAAGCUCUCCAGCUUCCACAGAAUUCUGGCCUGGUACUCAGUCAGUGGACACAGAGUUGACAGCCUAUGUGCUCCUGGCGUACCUCUCUAAGCCAAGGGUGCAUGCAGGGGACAUGACAAUUGCAGCUGGUGCUGUGGCAUGGCUGACCAGUCAGCAGAAUGCCUACGGGGGCUUUGCCUCCACCCAGGACACAGUUGUUGCCUUGCAAGCCUUAGCAAAAUAUGCAGCAAGAACAUUCAGCACAUCAGGACAGGCACUUGUGAGGGUGAAGUCUCAGAGGGGCUUUGGGAAGACUUUCCAAGUCAACCGCCAGAAGAGGCUGCUGGUGCAGCAGGCAGCACUGGCAGAGGUCCCGGGUCAGUUCUUGGUGCAGGUCCACGGCAGUAGCUGUGUCUUUGCUCAGACAGUGCUGAGGUACCACGAGCCUCCCCCACGGGCUGCUGUGACCUUCACUCUGCGUGUCAACACGGAGCUGACCAACUGCAGCCAGGCCAGUGCGCAUGUCCUCACCAUCCGCAUCCUUACCAGCUACAUUGGGAGCAGGGUCACACCCAACAUGGUGAUCCUGGAGGUCUCCCUGCUGUCUGGAUUCAUCCUGGCUCCUAGAUCCAGAAUGCUGCUGGAGCGCAGAACCAUUGUUAAGAAAAUAGAAGUGAAAGCUGAUGUGGUCUACAUUUAUCUGGACAAGCUGAACGAUGAAUCUCAGACUUUCAUUCUGCAACUGGAACAAGUAAUUCAGAUGAAGAACCUGAAAAAAGCCAUCAUCAAAGUCUACGAUUACUACCAGCCAGAGGAGCAAGCCUUGGCUGACUACGGUGCUGUCUGUAGUUGAGGAAUGAUCACAGUUCUGCAUGCAGUCCUUCAUGAUGGACACCCAACGCUAUUCCCAUCCCAGCUGGGCAGAAACUCAUGAUCUCACCUCUUCCAGCGAACCUGCCACGGGGCUGUAUCCUGACAGCAGCUCCA
This is a messenger RNA of Pezoporus flaviventris, 4502 nucleotides long. RefSeq names its product alpha-2-macroglobulin-like protein 1. The record is from RefSeq and is a predicted model, not a curated record. Lineage: Eukaryota; Metazoa; Chordata; Aves; Psittaciformes; Psittacidae. The coding region runs from base 61 to 4368 and encodes 1435 amino acids. Gene Ontology annotation, molecular function: endopeptidase inhibitor activity. The transcript is spliced from 36 exons. Gene Ontology annotation, cellular component: extracellular region.